Trachemys scripta elegans is the source of this 4442-nucleotide messenger RNA. It is a transcript of the gene SLC37A2, whose product is annotated as solute carrier family 37 member 2. The transcript is spliced from 17 exons. Gene Ontology annotation, cellular component: endoplasmic reticulum membrane. Gene Ontology annotation, biological process: glucose-6-phosphate transport; phosphate ion transmembrane transport. NCBI's taxonomy places the organism in Eukaryota, Metazoa, Chordata, Testudines, Emydidae. The record is from RefSeq and is a predicted model, not a curated record. Gene Ontology annotation, molecular function: glucose 6-phosphate:phosphate antiporter activity. The coding region runs from base 160 to 1689 and encodes 509 amino acids.
CCCGAGCCGGCCCCGGCGCGGCCGCAGCAUGUGACCGGCGGGGUGGGGAACGGGGCUGACCCAGCGGCAUGUGCCCGGCUGCCGGGCUCCAGCGGGGCAUUUAAAUGGCAGCGCCCGCCGGGCCUGCAGCAGAGCUCGGCCCUCUCCGCGCCCGGCACCAUGAGAUCCUCGCUGGCUCCCGGCAUCCGCCUCAUCCGGGCUCUGCCCCGGGAGAGCUGGUAUCGGGGGCUAACGCUUGUGCUGACCUUCCUGUUUUAUGCCAGUUUCCAUCUCUCUCGCAAACCCAUUAGCAUUGUGAAGAGCGAGCUGCACACCAACUGCACUUCUCCAGGAAUGAUUCCCCCCAAUGGCACCAACAGCACCACGUGGUGUGACUGGGCUCCCUUUGAUCAGGCUAACUACAAAGAGCUCUUUGGUGCCCUGGACAAUGCCUUCUUGGUUGCCUAUGCCAUUGGAAUGUUUAUCAGCGGCAUCUUUGGUGAGCGCCUCCCACUGCGCUAUUACCUGUCGGGAGGGAUGGUGCUGAGUGGACUGUUCACUUCCUUGUUUGGCCUGGCCUACUUCUGGGAAAUCCACGUUCUCUGGUACUACAUCCUCAUCCAGAUCUGCAAUGGUUUGGUGCAGACGACUGGCUGGCCAUCCGUGGUGACGUGCGUUGGGAACUGGUUCGGAAAGGGGAAGAGAGGGCUGAUCAUGGGCAUCUGGAAUUCCCAUACCUCGGUAGGAAACAUUCUGGGGUCCCUGAUCGCUGGAGUGUGGGUUUCGUCAACCUGGGGCCUGUCUUUCAUCGUGCCUGGGAUCAUCAUUGCAGUCAUGGGAAUCGUCUGCUUCUUGUUCCUCGUUGAAUAUCCUGAAGACGUUGAUUGUAACCCACCUCUACACCAUACGGAAUCGGAAGAAUCGGAGGAGAAAGACCCUGAAGUGACGCUCUCCACUGAUGAUGGGAGCUGUAGCCGAGAGAACACUGAUUCUUCAGAGUAUCCCAAAGAACCAGCCGAGCAGCCAGAAGCCAUCAGCUUCUUAGGAGCCCUCCGGAUACCUGGUGUGGUGGAGUUCUCCUUAUGCCUGCUGUUUGCAAAGCUGGUCAGUUACACUUUCCUCUACUGGCUGCCUCUCUACAUUGUGAAUGUUGCUCACUUCGGCGCUAAGGAGGCUGGGGACCUGUCCACGCUCUUUGAUGUUGGCGGCAUCCUAGGAGGCAUUCUGGCUGGUCUCAUAUCGGACUACACUGGCGGCAGGGCCACCACGUGCUGUGUGAUGCUGAUAGUGGCUGCUCCUAUGCUAUUCCUGUACAAUCACGUUGGCCAGAAUGGAAUAGGCAGUUCAGUAGCUAUGCUAAUUAUAUGUGGUGCCCUGGUGAAUGGGCCUUAUGCUCUCAUUACGACAGCGGUUUCAGCUGACUUGGGAACUCACGAGUGUCUCAAAGGAAAUGCAAAAGCCCUGUCCACUGUUACAGCCAUAAUUGAUGGGACUGGAUCUAUAGGUGCUGCUCUGGGCCCCCUGCUGGCAGGGCUGAUCUCUCCCACUGGCUGGAACAAUGUCUUCUACAUGCUAAUAACAGCGGACAUCUUGGCCUGCCUGUUCCUUUCCCGGGUGGUGUAUAAAGAGAUUCGAGGAUGGUGUGGCUGCUACACAAGAAAAAGAGGGUAUGUGCUUCUAAAAUCCCAAGUUUGUCGUGUAUUCCUAUGACUGUUCUCAGAUCUCCUGUAACACUGGCAGAGAAGCCCCCACUUCCAGCGGUGUGUCCUGACCUGGCAAAAUAUGCAGGUAUGGUACAUGCUGAGUGCACAUAGGAGUUUUAGAUAUAAAGUAGGUGCCCUUGAAAAGGGAAACAUACUGUACUUGGGUAAUUUAUCUCUACUGCUGCAUUCCCUGAAUUUAGAAUGGGAAGCACCCCAAAUGCUGCUAUAAAUGUUUUGUCUUUGUCCAGUCUUUGAUGGAACCCCCUGUACAAUGAAUGCCUCCCCACCCCCUAUCCUAUCCCCCAAGCAUGCCCAAAGGGACACCUAGAGCCUGGGCCACAGAAGAACCCAGGGAGCGUUAUGACUGUUCUAAUGACCCAAGAGUUCUACCUCCAGCCCUGCAAAACCCUAUUAAUGUGUUCUAAAUGAAUUGUCCUUGUGUGUCUUCUUAGCUCUUCUGUGGCACUAACACAUGCAGUAGUGUUGGAUGGGAAAUAGUUUGUAUUGUGAGUAUCUCUGGUAUUUUGCUGCUGCCGCUAAUUCCAUCUGCGAUUUAUCCUGAUUUUUCUUGCUUGGCAUUUGUGGGGUAAACAUGAAGGUGUCUGUUCCGUGGCUAACUAAAGAAGAGCAGAGACCCAAGGCACAGUAGUCCUACAACAACAGACUUCUAAGGGAACAGCUUCCAAAGACGGGAUCCAAUAUGUCCAUCUCCAAUGCCUGACUGGGACAGCGGCACGUGCUGUGCUCUGGGUCAUAUUGCAGAGUAGUGGGGCUAACUGACCAGAAUACGGUCUUGAAAUGUCCAAACGCACACUGAUCUGGACACCAAAUUUUUAGUCCUAGAGUAUAAGGCCAGAAAGGACCAUCCGAUCAUCUUGUCUGACCACCAACUAGUGUGUUAAACUAACAAACUACAAGUGGCAAAGUACAUAGCCCCACUGCUCCUGUAACCUUGCCAGUGAAUCUGAUGAUAAAAAUAUAAAUGUAAUGAUGUACCAAUCAAAGUAAUUUCCAAGCCUGUGUAAAAUGAAGGUAAUAAUCAUGUGUUUGAAUCAGUAUUGUCAUAAAAAUACUCUUGUCCUGGAGUCAAAACAAAUUGACGAGAUUGUAGACUGCAUUUCUCAGAGGCCAUCUUUGCUUUUGAACUGACAAUCCCAGGGCAGCUCGUGGUGGUGUAGGGCUGCGCUUUGCCAAGGUGUGUUCCUGCCGUGCUCUCAGGAGCCUGGUACACUAUAUCUUGAUUAUGUUUACAGGUAAACAGCUUUUUUGGUAGCCAUGUUCUGGGCCCCUGUGUUACGGUAAGUCUGGCCCAAGUCUCCUCCUCAGCCCUCGUGCAGGGUAAUAAGACUCCUGCUUUCAUGUCUCGGCUACCUUCUCACAAAGGGCCCAGUUCUAGCUUCUCCAACCUGCACGAGCUCCCUUUGGAGUGAUGGGAGUGACGUGUGCCGGCAGAAAUGGGCCCCAGGGAGAAUGUGCUGCGAGCAGCUCUGGCUUUGGGAAUGUGCCACUCUGCGCUUGCUGGGUCCACCAAAGGGUGGCAAACCUGCUUCCUUUAUGUUGGUCAGUCAGGGUGAUGCUUCAGGCUCUGUUUAGAGCCCUUUGGUCCAGUCUGAUCCCUUGGGAAGGGAAUAUGGUGGGCUCAGCCAGCUAAUGGCAGCUGGACCUCAAUUUAUAUCUGGCUGGUUCUGCCUUCUUGAGAGAGUCUCCUCACUAGCAGCCUGGAAAAGUAGGGCUAUAGCCAGGGUGCCUCUUGCUGCAUUUUAUGAGACAAGGUUCCCUUUCUUUGGGGCUUGUGAGGCUGGGAGAACUGGGCCAGAAAGCUGUGGGUUCAAGUCUCUGCAGUGUGAUUCUGGCUCAUCCUCAGGGACGUGGGCAUUGCAACACCUAACUUUUAGGCACCUAGAAACCCCUGGAACAAAAACCGGAUCCACAAAGCCUGAGUUAGGUGCUAGUUUCCCUAUGCAAUGAAUGGGGUGGGGGGAGGCGCCUAAGAAUGGGACCAACAAAAGCCAGCCUCUCCUCCUCUGGAUGUGGCCUGACAGUAACAUCUCGUCCACCAGCCUUUGGUGGCUGGGCUAGGAAGUGGGAACAGUCAGUUCUGUCCCCAAAUUCCCUCUCAGCAGAAGGUUCUAAUGUCUAAAACUGAGGCCCAUGUGGUCACUGAGGGCUGCCUCGCUGUCUGCAUAGUCACUGCAGUGCUGGUGUCUCCUUAUGUUGGGACCCCCAGCCUCUGGAAGGUGCUGCAGCCACCUCAGCCCCUGGGUGGUCCUUGCGUGUCCCUCUUGGGAUGUUUCUUAGACUCUCACCAUUGAGAAUCAAAUUAACAGCUGUGAGCUGCUCUCUGGGACACGCACUAGGCUCUUGCGUUAGCAGGAACCAAAAUGGGGGUGGUAUCUCUGCUGCCUUCUCACCUGCUUGCUCCCGUUUCUCCUUCGGCUCUUUCCCUUGCACCAGGCUCCGUGGCUCUAAAACUCGGCAGGUGAGGUGAGCUGGGUGAGGGCCAUGCAAAGGGGCAGGAUGCAAGUCCUAGUGACUUGGCUUUGGAUUCUGGCACACUGCAGUUCUUGAACAAUCUCCAUCGGAGCAAAGUUCCAUCUAUCCCUGACUGGAUCUGAGCACCUGGGAAGCGGUGGCUAUUAAGGCUUAAAAGUGCUUCGGAAGCGUAUUGAAUGUAAUUAAACCCAUGAAAAUAAACUGUUCCUUGGCAGGCGCCUGCCUGGCCACCCUCCGUGGGCUGUGCUCUAAUCGUGGUUCUUGUUC